Cygnus olor (mute swan) is the source of this 5129-nucleotide messenger RNA. RefSeq names its product MCC regulator of WNT signaling pathway (gene MCC). Gene Ontology annotation, biological process: negative regulation of canonical Wnt signaling pathway. Gene Ontology annotation, cellular component: cytoplasm. Bases 152 to 3169 code for a protein of 1005 amino acids. The record is from RefSeq and is a predicted model, not a curated record. The transcript is spliced from 19 exons. Lineage: Eukaryota; Metazoa; Chordata; Aves; Anseriformes; Anatidae. Gene Ontology annotation, molecular function: calcium ion binding.
GCGCCGCGGGGCUCCCCGCCCCCGUGCCGGCUUUGUGCUGCCGCCCGCCCGCGGUUAGCAGGCGCGGCGGGGACCGGCGGCUCCGGCCGCCCGAGGCUGUCUCCCCUCCUCCUCCUCCUGCUGCUGCUGCUCCUGCUCCGGAGCCGGGCGCAUGAUGGCGGCAGCCGCCGUAGCGGAGGCGAGCAGCGGCGGGAGCAGCAGUAGCGACACGUCCAGCACGGGCGAGGAGGAGCGGAUGAGGCGCCUCUUCCAGACCUGCGACGGCGACGGGGACGGCUUCAUCAGCAGGAAUGACUUGCUGAUGGUGUGCCGCCAGCUGAAUAUGGAGGAGUCUGUCGCCGAGAUCAUGCACCAGCUGGGAGCAGAUGAAAAUGGAAAAAUUUCCUUCCAGGAUUUUAGUCAGUGCCGCAUGGAACUGGUGCGAGAAAUCAGAAAGGAGGAAGUGGAGCUUUCUGUGAAAUCGGAUGACUCUUAUAAAAAGAAAAAGUUAAGGGAUAGAAUAGCUUCCUGGCCGACUAGCAGCAAUAACAGUUUAGGUGCCUUAUCAGGAGCCAGGGAAAGCUGGGAGUAUGAUUCAGGAGCAAGAGACCUUCAGAGUCCAGACCUCCAGAGUCACUUUACACUACAGAAGGUGUUGGAGAAUGGUGGAAGCAGUGGGACUCAGCAGGCUGCUCUGCAGAAGCUUCUAUCUCAGGCCUCAAAUUUUAACAGCUCAGUUGGAGGAAGUUACUUGGAACUUGCCAACACACUUCAUUUAGCAGCCCUGGCAUCAUUAAAGGGAGACAUAGUGGAGCUUAAUAAACGUCUACAACAAACAGAAAGAGAGCGUGACCUGCUAGAAAAGAAAUUGGCAAAAGCACAGUGUGAACAAUCCCACCUAAUGAGAGAGCACGAAGAUGUGCAGGAGCGAACAACGCUACGCUAUGAGGAGCGAAUCACAGAGCUGCACAGUAUCAUUGCUGAAUUAAAUAAGAAGAUUGAUCGACUGCAGGGAACAACAAUAAGGGAGGAAGAUGAGUAUUCAGAGAUGCGGUCAGAGCUCAGCCAAAGCCAACAUGAAGUUAACGAAGACUCACGCAGCAUGGACCAGAAUUCUGUUUCUGUACCAGAGAAUCAGUCCACCAUGGUCACUGCAGACAUGGAUAACUGUAGUGACUUGAAUUCAGAACUGCAAAGAGUGCUGACAGGUCUGGAAAAUGUUGUCUGUGGGAGGAAGAAGAGCAGCUGCAGUUUAUCGGUGGCAGAGGUGGACAGACACAUUGAACAGCUCACUACUGCCAGUGAACAUUGUGAUUUAGCCAUUAAGACAGUAGAAGAGAUCGAGGGUGUACUGGGACGUGACCUUUAUCCAAAUCUGUCUGAAGAGAGAUCUCGAUGGGAAAAGGAGCUUGCUGGCUUGCGGGAAGAGAAUGAGAGCCUCACUGCCAUGCUGUGCAGCAAAGAGGAGGAGCUGAACAGGACCAAGGCCACCAUGAACGCUAUUCGUGAAGAGAGAGACAGAUUGCGUAGAAGGGUUCGGGAACUGCAGACACGUUUGCAAAGUGUGCAGGCAACAGGCCCAUCCAGUCCAAGUCGUCUCACUUCUGCAAAUCGACCCAUUAACCCCAGCACGGGAGAGCUGAGCACAAGCAGCAGUAGCAAUGACAUUCCCAUAGCCAAGAUUGCUGAAAGAGUGAAGUUGUCAAAGACAAGAUCAGAGUCUUCAUCAUCUGACAGACCUGUCUUAGGAUCAGAAAUCAGCAGCAUAGGGGUGUCUAGUACUGUGGCUGAACAUUUGGCACAUUCCCUCCAAGACUGCUCAAACAUCCAGGAAAUAUUCCAGACUCUUUAUUCACAUGGAUCUGCUAUCUCUGAAAGUAAAAUCCGAGAGUUUGAAGUGGAGACAGAGAGAUUAAAUAGCCGUAUUGAGCACUUGAAGUCCCAGAAUGACUUGUUGACAAUAACAUUGGAAGAGUGCAAGAGCAAUGCUGAGAGGAUGAGCAUGCUUGUGGGAAAGUACGAGUCCAACGCCACAGCUCUCAGGCUUGCGUUGCAAUACAGUGAACAGUGCAUAGAAGCAUAUGAGCUGCUGUUGGCACUGGCAGAAAGUGAGCAGAGUCUCAUUCUUGGGCAGUUCAGAGCUGCAGGAGUUGGUUCUGUUGGGGACCAGACAGGUGAUGAAAACAUCACCCAGAUGCUUAAGAGAGCUCACGACUGCAGGAAAACAGCUGAGAAUGCAGCAAAAGCCUUGCUGAUGAAACUAGAUGGGAGCUGCGGGGGAGCCUAUGCAAUUACUGGCUGUAGCGUGCAGCCCUGGGAAAGCCUCUCAUCCAACAGCCACACAAGUACUACAAGCUCAACUGCAAGCAGUUGUGAUACAGAGUUUACAAAGGAGGAUGAGCAGCGGUUGAAGGAUUACAUCCAACAGUUGAAAAAUGACAGGGCAGCAGUGAAACUAACAAUGCUGGAGCUGGAGAGUAUCCACAUUGACCCCCUUAGUUAUGACGUUAAACCUCGUGGAGACAGCCAGAGGCUAGACCUGGAAAAUGCAGUCUUGAUGCAGGAACUUAUGGCAAUGAAGGAGGAGAUGGCAGAGCUCAAGGCGCAGCUUUACCUACUGGAAAAAGAGAAGAAAGCAUUGGAAUUGAAACUGAGCACUCGAGAGGCCCAGGAACAGGCUUACCUUGUUCACAUUGAACACUUGAAGUCUGAAGUGGAAGAGCAAAAAGAGCAGAGAAUGAGGUCUCUCAGCUCAACCAGCAGUGGAAGCAAAGACAAAUUGGGCAAGGAAUGCAGCGAUGGCACCGCAACACCGUUAACACUAGCUGAGCUGAGACCAUACAACGAGAGUGAACUGACUGCUGAACUCACAAAUGCACUCAGGCGGGAGAAGAAACUGAAAGCUAGAGUGCAAGAGCUAGUGAGUGCUUUGGAGAGACUCACAAAGAGCAGUGAAAUCAGACAUCAGCAGUCUGCAGAAUUCGUUAAUGACCUGAAGAGGGCAAACAGCAACUUGGUAGCAGCUUAUGAAAAAGCAAAGAAAAAGCAUCAAAAUAAGCUGAAGAAACUGGAAUCGCAAAUGAUGGCCAUGGUGGAGAGACAUGAAACACAAGUAAGGAUGCUGAAACAAAGAAUAGCUUUACUAGAAGAAGAGAACUCGAGACCACACACCAAUGAAACUUCACUUUAAGUGCAUCUUUUUCAAAGAUGUGUAGUGCCAUUACAAAUUUCUCUUUUGGAGGCUGGCUUUUAGGUUGCUUGUAUGCUAGAAUAUCUGACUGUCAACACAGUUUAGCACCAUCUCUUAGAUCUCAGCUGUCCAGCCAGGAGUUAUGGGGAUAAUCUAAACAUUAACUAAGGACUGUUUAAUAAUGUAAAAUGGCAGUGCCUGAAUUAUCGUGCUAUGAUUAUGUACAUUGUCUGUCAUUACGUCUAUACUUAUACAUGUUCUUCUCCAUUUUACGUCCUACGGAUGACAGUGUCACAUAACAAAAUACUUCAUGUUAAUAGAUUUUAGUUUGGGCAGGUCGGAGAUAAUUUGAGUUUUCCUGAUUCCUGAGUCCCUCCGUACACAGCUGUGUAUUGCAUCCCCUGAACUCGCUGCUGUGGGUAAUGACCCGGACAGGCAGCUGCAGAGCAAGGAGCCAGCAGGCCGGUUUGCUCUUUGCACCAUGGCUGCAGUACUGUUGCUCCCAGUGCAGAUCAGGUAGGAAAACUGCUGUUGAUUUGGGGAGGGAAAACAAAACAAAACUAAUCAACUAGUGGCAUCUCUUCAAAGGAUGGUACAUUUCCUAGGAGUCGUCUGCGAGAGGACUAAAGGCUGUAAGUUUUACCAUGCCAGGUAGACAGUGUAUGCCCAAGGGUGGUUAAGAAAUCACAAGCCAUCUCCUGGUAUUUAUAUUGCAUGGUGUUUGCGGUUAUUUUGUGAAAAUUGAGUUACGUUGUCAGUACAUUAUAGCCAAGGUUUUCUUUAAGAGGCUGGGCCAUCUCUGUUACCUAUAGAGCCCUUAGUACAUCCUUCUACAAUCACAAAGUAGAAUGUCAUCUUUUUAUACUUGUGACCAAAAAAGGUACUUACUAGGAAUGUACCUGUUUAGUAUUGAAUAAACAUGCACAAAACUAUAAAUGUGUAGGUGUAUGGAUAUACAGCCACAAGCAGAAUGUGAAUGAUGUCUUCAUACAGCUUUGUAAGGUUAACUUUUGUUUUACUGUUGUUUUGUUUAAGUCACAUCAUGUUAAUGUGUUAUCAAAGUGAACGAAUGGAAAAAUACUGGCCUAUUCUGGCAAUGAAUGUUAACUGAAGCAUGGGGAUCAGGUUGAUUUCUCUAGGGAGCAGAUGGAGACUGCCCUAGUACCUGUUUCAGACAGACGUUAGUUCUUCUUGACUGAGUGCAUAAAACAAUUUCCAUGUUUAAGUCUGGUUCUAGUUUAGCCAAACUGGACUCCGUUAACUUUGUUAGCCUGUUGCUGUUACUCCUCUAUUUUGCAUUUUUCAAGCUGUGUUCUCUCCAGUGAAUCUGACUUGAGGAGCUGUCUAUCGUUUUUGCUUUACCUGCUGAGUUGCAUCUCAAGUUUUAUUAUAGUGUAUUUAGAAUUAUGAUAACGUCUCUCAUUUAGUCCUACAAUUUCUAGUACAAACAAAAUAUUUUUAGAGGACUUGAACUGGUUUUGUCUAGUAGAGGUUAAGGCCAGGCAGCCAAAACAGUUGUGAGAAUUUGCGUUCAGAAUAUGGCAUUGUUGUCAGCGGUUGGUUACAACUGGCCCUGAAGCAGUUUGUGUUCAUGACUUCUUGAUUUUAUUGCUGAUGUUUUAUUUCACUUACUGACUCGUAAGACCAGGAAAUUCCAAAAGCAUGUUGAAGAAAAGUUCUCUGUUCUACCGUUGCUGCCGUUUUCUUCUUUCCUUAGGGUACUAGUUAUUUCAUACUUUUCUAGAGUCUGACACAUCAGCUACAAAGCCAGCAUCAUAUGUGAUUGUUUGCAAUAGCACAUUAAAACAAUGCUGAUUUCAAAAUUAAGUUGGUGGUGAUGCCUUGGGGUUGAUUUUGGUCAGUCUUCUUUGUCUAGUGAUUUGUACUUAAUUUAUAAUGCAAAUGGAAAUUUUUGAGACCCUACUGUUGAGGGAAUAAAUACAUUGAUUUCGUAUUGUCA